AGGAUUAUAAGGAAGGAACACAAGAACUUUAAGAGACUGCUCAUAUGUGUCAGAGAGAUUCUGCUCUGACAACUGAGCUGAACUUUUAUCUGUUAAGAUUGUGCAUGGCACGACAGAAAGUUAAUGUUCCAUGGCUUUUUUUUCUAUGAAGAACCCAGAGAGAGUUAUUUAGUUAUUAUUUAUUUCAUUAAUAGUGUUAUUAUUUGUUUCCUGACUUUUUUUCUGUGAAGAACCUGGAAAGGGUUAUUUGGUUAUGUGUGGCUUUCUGGAAAACAAUAAAUUUUUUAAGCUCCCCUACGAUCGUCACACUUUUUCUGUUACAAACUGACACCGGCCCCCCAUCAGAGAAGGGAAAAGUUGUGGCCCUCACAGGAAAAAGUUUGGGGACCCCUGCCCUAGAGGAUUCCUUUACCCCAGUAGCUCCUAACCCCAAGACAAUUGUGUGUGUGUGUAACGUCCUGUACCCACACAGGGUGUAUGAUGAUGAUGUGGAAAUGUUGUCCUCUCUCAGGUUCUCCCUGUACAGUCGUAACGGGGUGUUUAAAGCCUGCAGAGCCCUGAGGGCCACCAUGGUGGUGGGGGCCACUACUAUCCGCCUGCGCCGGGCCCUGUGCCUGGGGGAAGCAUUUGAGCUGCGCACCAGAAUCGUGGUCUGGGACGAGAAGGCCUUUUACCUAGAGCAGCGUUUCGUCUCCUGCAGGGACGGUCUGGUGGCAGCUGUCAUGUUGUGUAAACAGAACGUCAUGCGCAGCAGUCCUGACAAGAUCCUACAGUUCCUCUGCAAGAGAAAAGUGGAGUGUCCCGACUACCCUGAGGAUCUACAGCACUGGAUCAGCUUCAUCUCAGCCAGCAGCCAGGCCCUGAGAGCCCAGAGUGGUCUAGAGGACAAGACUGGACCGCAGGAAGACAAAGACAAGUGAUUGAGUGCUGUGCUGUUGUCGACGAUAUGGGAGCAUGAAGGCUCUCUCUGACAGAUCUGGGGUGUAUUCAUUAGUGUCGACUGUAGGAAAACGUUUCUCAUUUGAAAAUAAGAGUUACUAUUAGAUUAAUGUAGGUAGGUUUGUUCCGUUUGGUUCCUAGUGAAUACACCCAAGCUUCAGACUGCUGGACGCUCUAUCUCUUCCACUCUGACCUCCUGCUGACUAAGGCUGCGUUUACACAGGCAGCCCAAUUCUAAUCUUUUUUGCCACUAAUUGGUCUUUUGACCAAUCAGAUCAGGUAUUUUGCCACUAAUUGGUCUUUUGACCAAUCAUAUAUUUUCACAUCAGAAAUUUUUCGGAGCUGAUCAGAUUUGGGCUGCCUGUGUAAACACAGCCCAUGAGACUUCACUUCACUGGUGCCUUCUCUCUUCUAGGCCCAGUCCCAAAUGGACCAUAUGCCAUAUGUACUUGUGGAGAUUUGAGAGAAUUUGAUUGGUAUAAGCGAUACGGUGAAACUUCUACCGAGCCUAUCAAAGUGGAAGUUGGAUCCAUUUCCAUAUCGAUUGCAUCUGACCAAUCAUCUCACAUCUGUACUAGGGCAUAGGGUCCGUUGUGGGACUGGACCUAGAGUCAAAUAGGACAGACCUGUCUAUGGACCCUCUGCUGUAUCCUGGAUACUCCUUGUGGAGGGUGGCAUGCACAACGGUCUGUUACUACUGACCAUUCCAUAUAGGAAUUGGAACAUAGGAAUCUAUAGGAAAGAGGUCAAAUGAAUUCAUCUAUAUUUUCUAUGUUGUAAAAUAAAAAUCAAUUGAUUUGA
This is a messenger RNA of Oncorhynchus nerka (sockeye salmon), 1740 nucleotides long. RefSeq names its product protein THEM6. The transcript has 3 exons. The record is from RefSeq and is a predicted model, not a curated record. Bases 495 to 920 code for a protein of 141 amino acids. NCBI's taxonomy places the organism in Eukaryota, Metazoa, Chordata, Actinopteri, Salmoniformes, Salmonidae.